Messenger RNA from Drosophila subobscura, 1973 nucleotides. RefSeq names its product organic cation transporter protein. Gene Ontology annotation, molecular function: transmembrane transporter activity. The coding region runs from base 262 to 1947 and encodes 561 amino acids. The record is from RefSeq and is a predicted model, not a curated record. Gene Ontology annotation, biological process: transmembrane transport. Gene Ontology annotation, cellular component: membrane. The transcript has 4 exons. Lineage: Eukaryota; Metazoa; Arthropoda; Insecta; Diptera; Drosophilidae.
UCUCCGUGCCACCAGAACACACACGGAACGGGUUUCGGCUGCGUUCAAUAAACUCUCAGAGUGAGAGAGAGAGUGUACGGGCGGGGGCUAAUAAAACGAUUUUGUGGAUCGUCUAAACCAGAACCGGCAGGCGGUUAGCUUUCGUUUCGCAGUUCCCCCCAAAUAAAUGCCAGUCGCCUGCCCAGAUAUGCGCUUAUCACAGCAUUGAGAGCACCGCCAGAGAGUUGGUGGGCCGCGAAUCCGAUAAGAACUCAAAACAACAUGGAUUUCGAGGAGAUUCUGGCCAAAUGCGGCAACAGCAGUCGCUAUCAGUUUCUGCUGCUCUCGCUCUACGGUUUCCUCAUGGUCGUCAUAUCGAUGCACUAUUUCUCCCAGAAUGUGAUUAGCUUUGUGCCCGAUCAUUGGUGUUACCAUCCAGAGUUGGAGAAUCGCAGCUUGGCCGAGAUCGAGGCCAUCUAUGCGCAGUUUGAGCGUCCCUCCUGCACGCGUCUGGCAUCGAUCGAUGCGGAUGGAGGCAAUGCCACAGCCAGCACAGAGCGCUGCAAUCGUUGGAUCUACAAAUAUGAUUUUGGCUACAAGAGCAUGAACACGGAGCUAAACUGGGUUUGUGAUGAGGCGUACAAGCCUCGCGUGGGUCAGUCUCUGUUCUUUGUGGGUUCCGUGUGUGGUACGCUCGUGUUUGGUUUGCUUGGCGAUCGCAUUGGCAGAAUCAAGGCGCUCAUUUUGGCCAAUUGGUGUGGCUUCCUCGGGGACUUCUCCACAAUAUUUGCAGCAAGUUUGACUUCAUUUUCGGUGAGUCGCUUCGUGUCUGGUCUGGCGGCCGAUGCCAACUCCUAUCUCAUGUACAUACUAAUUCUCGAAUAUGUCUCGCCCUCACUGAGAAAUAUUGGCCUGAACACCGUGCUGGGCAGCUUCUACUGCCUUGGACUGAUUGGCGCCUCUUGGCUGGCCGUUUGGGUGGGUCACUGGCGCAUUUUCCUCGCCUGCUCCUCGCUGCCACUGCUGCUCGUGACGCUCUUCUAUUUCCUGGUGCAGGAGAGUGCCCAGUGGCUGGUCACGCGCAACGAUAUCGAUGGAGCCAUCACGCGGCUGCAGCGCGUGGCCAAAAUCAAUCGCCGCGAGGUCAGCGACGAUGACUUCAAGGCGUUCCGCGGCUACUGUGAGCGGCACUACGAGAAGGAAGUGCAGGCAGCUGACAACAGUCAGGCCAAGCUGCUCGAUAUGCUCAAGACGCCGCGCAUGCGCAGCACGGCAUUCAAGCUGUUAACGAUUUUCAUAAUUAUCACGCCCUGCUACAACACAAUUGCCCGCAAUGUGGAGGGUCUGGGCAUCUCGCCCUUCAUCAUGUUCUCGCUGAACGCUCUGACGCUGCCGCCUUCGGGCUACCUGCAGGGACUGCUGCAAGAUCGCAUCGGGCGCAAGGCCACCGCCGUCAGCUGGAUGGCCAUCACGGGUCUGUUUGCUGCGGGUGCGGGGCUCGUCAUAUCGCAGGGCAGCAGCCAGCAGAAUGUGCUGCUGCUGGUGGCCCUGACGCUGGCCGCCCGCUUUGGGGUGUCCAUUGCCGAUGGGGCCAGCGCGCAGUUCUCCACGGAGCUCAUACCGACCUGUGUGCGGGGUCGCGGUGUGGCUGUGGUGCAUGUGGCCGGCUUUGCCGCCUCCUUCCUCUCACCCUACAUCCUGCAUCUGGGCACGUACUUCAGGCCUGCACCUUCGAUCAUUCUGGGUCUGCUCUUCCUGGCCGGGGCCUAUGUGUGUCUGCUGCUGCCCGAGACGCGCAACCGAAAGCUGCCCAUGUUCCUGGCCGAGGGCGAGGAAUUUGGCAAGGGAGAGCGCAUGUUCGAUUUUCUGCGCAAUUUGCGUAGGGUAGAAGGAAAGGAUAAGGCAGAAGGUGUUGAGAUUAGUGCCAAGGCUAAGGAAGAGGACACGCUCAUGGCGAAAGUUGCUUGAAGAGAAAUUAAAUGUGUAAAAAUUUC